ACUUCUCUGCAGUACACCAAACGACCAAAUCCCUAUAAAUACCUCCCGCCAAUCUAAACCUUUCAACAAAAGUUAGUUGCACAAACCUCUGAUAUUCUAAGUAACUAUAUAUGGAUAUGAUCAUAUCAGCACUGAUUGACGGAUUUGAGGAUGUUUUCCCACUCUCGGACGACACAUAUGCCGAAGAACUUCAGUUCCAAGAAGCCCUCGAGGCCUCCUUGAACCUGUCAACUACUCCUGACCAAUCCUCCUCGUCAAGACAUGAUUUGACAUCUACACCAGUCUGCAGAAUCUGCACAGAAGAGAAACAAAAAUCCGACAUGGUCCAACUUGAGGGCUGCCCUCACUCCUUCUGCUCCAUCUGCAUGGCCAAACACGUCGAGUACAAGCUCCAACAGAACAUCGCCGUCGUUUCUUGCCCUGCCGAGGAUUGCAACAACGUCAUACAGCCUACCGGCUCGUUAAGGCGUAUGAUGCCGACCGAUGUGAUUGCCCGGUGGGAGGAGGCGAUCACUGCUUCGAUGAUUCUUGAUUCCCAGAAGAUUCAUUGCCCUUACGAGGACUGCUCGGAGAUGCUGGUGAACGAUGGGGAGGAAGGGGUUGUGGUGAAGGAAUCGGAGUGUCCGAGCUGCCGGAGAUUGUUCUGUGCGCAGUGUAGGGUUCGUUGGCAUCAGGGUUUUGAUUGUGAAGAGUUUGGGAAGUUGAAUCGAAAGAGAAAGGAUAAGGAAAAGCUGAGGUUGCUGGCGAGAAAGAAUAAGUGGAAGGAGUGUCCUAAUUGUAAGGUGUUUGUGGACAAAACUGAAGGCUGUAUACACAUUACUUGCAGAUGUAAAUUUGAGUUCUGCUAUAAAUGUGGGUCGAGGUGGAAUGAGAGGCACUGGAAGACUUGCCAGGAAUAGUACUUGAUUUAUAUGUAAAAUAGAUUUGUUCGAAUUUUUUAUGGAAAAAAAUUUAAUUUUAGUGGUGUAAGUAUGGUAUUGGUGAUGAUUUUAGUAUUGUUGAAAUCAAAUUACGCCAUUUGAUCUUGUAAUUUAAAAGGAAAAAAUGAGUGCUCUAUUUAAUUAGGUCAUAUGCAAACCACAUGUAAUUUGGACAGAAAGAAUUCUCAAAUCAUAA
Molecule: messenger RNA, 1116 nt
Organism: Sesamum indicum (sesame)
Lineage: Eukaryota; Viridiplantae; Streptophyta; Magnoliopsida; Lamiales; Pedaliaceae
Product: E3 ubiquitin-protein ligase RSL1-like
Biological process (GO): protein ubiquitination
Molecular function (GO): ubiquitin-protein transferase activity; zinc ion binding
Source: RefSeq, a predicted model, not a curated record